AUGGGAGACACUCAGUCUGCGCAACGGGAGGGCAAGAAUGAUGCAGCAGCUGAGGAGAGUGCAAAUGUGGAUGAUGUUCAAACUGAACAGCAAAUUGAAGACAAGCCUCUCAGAAACAAUGGGCAGAUCUCUGAGAUCAAUGGGACAGCAGACAGCUCUAUAGCAGAACUUAAUGGUCUCUGUGAGGAUGCGCUUGCUGCAGAGGUUGUUCUUUGUCCAGAGAAAGAUGCCCAAGAAGAGUUGAAAGUAGAAGUGGUGACACCCUUGGAAGAGGAGCUGCCUGUUGAAGCAGAUGCUAAUGAAGUAGAACCAAUUGAAUUGAUUGAGAUGGAGGCCAAGCAGAAUGACAUCAAUGAAGGUUUUAGGAAGUUUUUCAGCAACAUAAGUUUGAAGCUGACUGUGAAGAGAGGCUCUACAGACAAAGCUGAUAUGGCAAAACAUGUGCCUGAGGAGGAGUUAGACAAACCAGAUGACAUCAAAGAUACCGUAAAUGAAAUCACUUUUGAGACUGCUGAACAAAAUACAGAUUGUAACACAACACCAGAGCUUCUUGACAAUGACUCAACUACGUAUCAGACGCUGACAGAUGUCCCAUCUGAGGAUUUUGUAGAAAAAGCGGAGGAGGAAACAAUAGAAACCAAAGACAAAGAAGCUGCACCUAAAGAUGCAGAUGCAUCAACAACUUCACCAGAAAAUGAAGACACUGACCAGGAUGCCACACCUGAAGAAGAAUCACUACUAUCCCCAUCUCAUCCAGAUGAAAAAGAAAUUACAACUCCUUUUAAGAGGUUUUUCACAACAGGAAUCUUUUCUGGCAUUAGAAAGAAAAAGAAGCCCAGAGAGGACGAGGCAGCUGAGAAAGAACUGGUAGAUAUGGGGAAAAAGAUGGCUGCAGAGACAACUGAUCAAACUGUACAAGACGAACAACAGGAUGAAGAGGAGAUUGCUCCUGGUGUUGAAGGACCCACAGCUGAAAGAGAGCUUGAGAGCAAUGAGAAAGAGGAGAUCCUGACAGCAGAAGCAACAUCCUCAUCUGGAAAUGAACCUGUUCAAGCCAGCCCCCUGAAAAAACUCCUGUCAGGCUCUAGUUUUAAGAAAAUCUCCAAAAAGCCGAGAAGCAGGAAAUCAAGUGAUGCAAAGCUCUCUGACUCUGGGGAACACAAUCAGCUCCUGUCAUCUACAGAGUCAGCUGAGACUAAGACCACCACAGAGACAGCAGCUGGAGAGGAUGGAGCGUGGGCUUCCUUCAAAAGACUUAUGACUCCACAAAAGCGCAUGAAGAGGCCCUCUUUGAACCAAGAGGAGGAAAAGAUUCCAGGCUCCAUAGAUGGAGCAAAGCACAAAGAAGGAGAGCAAAUAUUAGAACGCAGCACAGAGGAAGGAAAAAAGAGAAAAGAUUCAUCUGUGUCAUGGGACGCUGUUUUGUGUGGUUCUGGAAGAAGAAGCCAAAAAACAUCAGACUCUGAAGAUGAAACUCCUCACGAAGACAACAAACAAGACAGUGGAGCCAAACUGUUGCCAGCAGGAACUUCUAAUGAGGUGCCCGAUGAUCUGACUUCAUCCCCCAAAGAGACAGAAAAUCCUCCAGAGGAAGACGAAGGGUCCGCAUGGAAAUCAUUCAAAAAACUUGUCACCCCUAAAAGGAAAGCAAAGGAUGAUGAUGAAAGUAAAGAUAACAUACAGUCUGACGGUGAAGUUGCUCAAGAUGAUUCUUCCUUCUCCAUAAAGAAACUCCUGCCAGGACGAAAGAAGAGAAAGUCUCUGGAAAAGCAAGAGCAUGUAUCUUCUGAAGAGGCCAAUAAAGAAGUAGCUUCAGGUGACGAGGACUCUGAGACACCAGCCGUGGUUCCACUGUCAGAGUUUGAUCAGGAGGAGACAGAACUCCAUGUACAAACAGAGGCAGAUGUAGAAAGUAACGUACCAAAAGAAGCAGAUGACAAACUCCAUGAUGAGAUAACAGAGCAAGUCCUAGCUCAUGACAGCCCGACAGCUGAGGCAAAGGAAAUCCAAGAUAAUGAAGCAGCUGUAGAAAAGGAAGUUGCUCCAGCACCUGUUACAGAUGAAGAACCAGAAGACCUCACCGAAUUGAUCAGUAAACAUCAACAGCUCAGUGAUAUCCCAGAGGAGGGUGUAAUUACAGAGACGACUCCAGUAUCUGUCACUGAGGAGGCGGCAAGAGAUGAUACCAUCGCAGAGGACCUGAUAGAGAUCACAUCUGAGGCCGUCACUGCUCCAGAGCCUGUGGACAUUACCCUGGCGGAUGAAACUGAGAUGGUCUCUGCGGUUUCUCAGUUAUCAGAGUCCUCAAAAACAUCUGGCAACACAACACCUGUACCUGCUGAGUACAACGUCAUGAACAUAGAGGUGCUGCUGCAGCAGGUUUCUGAAUCUGUCUCCAUAAGUCCAAACGCAGUCCCGGUGAGUACGGAGGAGCCUAACUCUGAAAGAGUUGUAUGUUCAGUCUCACAUCAAAUACUUCAAUCAUCAGUUACAAACCAGCCAAAAGUACUGGAAUUACACAGAAGAUCGGAUGCAACUGCUAUUAUAACCGGUCUAAACACUGAAGCAAUCAGUGCAGUUAAUGAACUUGAAGCAACAGCGGAAACUGAGACUGUGUCUCAUCUCAGUGAAGCUUUUCCAACAGAAAUUGCAGCAGAGGUUCCCACCAAGGAGCUUGACAAUGCUGAGCCUGCUGCAGAUGAAGUAGGUAAAGUCACUGUUUCAGAGUUACAAGAAAGAAUUAAAGCAUUAGAAAUUGCUGAAGAAAACCAACAUGUAGUGGAAUCUGUAUCAGAGGUAAAUGAAGACUUGUCUAUUGAGCAGGUACGUGAAGGUGAGGAGGAAGUUGCCCUGGCUAAAGAAGUUAUAAAGGAUCAAAUUGAGAAGGAUGUCUCAAAAAUACACUCACAAGAGGAGGAAUCAGUUGUGGUAUCAGCAGAAGAAACUCAAGAUGCAGCUGUGAAAGAGGAAAUCCAAAUUCUGGAAGAUGAGGAAAUUGAAAGUACACAAAAUGUCUCUGAGCAAGCUCAGACUGAAGAUCAACCACCCUCUUUGGCGGAUGAGUUGAAGGCUGUGUUAGCAUCAGAGGAGUGUGAUGUUCAGUCACCUGAAGUACCAUCCUAUAAGGAUAUUCCACCACUUGAAACAGAAACAGACAAACCCAACCAGACAGUUCAGGAUCUCACUAAAGCAACUGAUGAGACAACAAACAAAGAACCACAAACAGAAGAAGUUGAAAACUUUGAAGUUGCCGAAGUUUCUGAGAUCACAGACGUUAAAGAGGUUGCAAAAGUUUCUGAGAUCACAGACGUUAAAGAGGUUGCAAAAGUUUCUGAGAUCACAGACGUUAAAGAGGUUGCAAAAGUUUCUGAGAUCACAGACGUUAAAGAGGUUCCCGAAAGUGCAGAAGUUACUGAAGUUGAAGACAUUUCUGAGGUUACAGAAACUAAAGUUAUUUCUGAAGCUACAGAAGUACCAGACGUUGAACAUGCAGCACCAACCGAACCAGAGGAAGAUAAUGCUCAAGUUCUUAAAAAUGGAGUAAUAUCAGAGGAUGCUCAUCCACCAGCAGAAAAAGUUGAAGAGGAACCGAAAAAGGAACCAGAACCACUGACUGAAGCUAAUGUUGAUGCUCCUGAACCUGAUGACACUCAAGAAUCAGAAGCUGCUGUAGCUCCUACAUUAGAUUCAGAAGCAGCGGGCUCUGAGUCCCUUGAAGAGGAAAUUAUAUCAGAUGUUACUUCAACGAUGGAAACAAUUACAGCUGAAGCGGAACAGACAAGUGAAGUUAAUGCAGAGCCUGAAGAGGUGCUAAAACCAGAGGUAUCCCCACCUGACGUCAAAGAUGUAACAGAGACAGAUACAGAGGCAACUAAAUCUCCAUGUGAGGCUGCACACAGUGUUGAGGAAAGCCAAACAUUAGUAGAAGAUGCUCCACAAUCUGAAGAAAAGGAAAAUGCUGCAGAAGAAAUUGAAAGUUCAGCUGCAACACAAUUGGAUCAGGAUUGCAAGAUAAAUGAAAUAUUCCCUAUUGACACUCAGGUUGAGCACGAGGAAAGCGUUGUUGAAGCUGCAAACGAGCUACAUGCAGUGGCAGCAGUUCACAUACCGUCUGUUAAUGAAGAACCAAGCUGUGCUCAGCUCCUUGAAAAAACCAUAUGUAUUGAAGAAAGCCCUGCACCUUGUGUAGACUCCGCUGAAGCUUCAAGUGAACCCACAAGUGAAGUGAAUGUUUGUGUAGUGCAGGAUAACGUAGAGGGAGAAAAUGUGAGUAAACUUCUUCCAAGCCCUGAAGUAAAGGCUGCUGCAUCUGAUCAUGCUGUAGUGAUGCAAGUAGCCACACGCAGUCUAAAAGGUGUUACAGCUGAGAAACCUAACCUUUCGGUUCCUGAACCCUUGAUGACCAAAUUUUCAUCCGAGACAGAGUUUUAUGAUGUCAUUGAGACCACAGUGCCAUUAUUGAAUAAUGAUAUAAGUGAGAUAGCAGAGGAGCGCAGUGUAGUCAUGAUGAUGCGCGUGCCUUUAGUGGAGUUUGAGGAAAAUCACAGGUUCCAGGUCCAUGUGAUGAAUGUUGAUAUCAGACAUGCUGAGAAUUCAUCUGAGGCAGCCAUAGAGGUGGGGAUUCUAGAAGCCAAAGAAGUCAUCGAUGUUUGUCAUGAAACCAUUCAGAAGGUGGAGAAUCUCUCUGCCACGGCUAAAAUUGAAGGGGAAAUUGUUCAAGACGACGUCAGAAUGACAGUUCAAGAAAUCAUUCAGCAUGUAAAGGAAGACGAACCGGAGACAAUACAAUCUGAAGCUGGAACUGAACUGAGCGAAUCGAAUAAGGUGAAAGGUACAAGCAUGAUUAAGGAAAGCAUGGAGACAGUUGUGGAAAAACAAAGUGAUGACUCUGAAAUCCCAACGCAGCAACAAGUGGCUGAAGAUCACACGCAAAUAUCUGAUAUUCCCGAUAUCACAGCAGGAGAUGCAACAGCAGAGGAAUUAGCUGUGAAGAAAUUGAAUAAAAACAUGGAAACACAACUUCAAACUACCCAAAACCAGAUUGUGACACAUAGCAACAGUGGAUUAAUCUCAUCAGCUGGUAAUGUGGAGUCCCCUUCAAGCCUUUCUUUAGAGUUUAAACUGAACAUACAGUUUGGGCAAAGCAAGGUGCAAGCACCCGCUUCCCCCCUCACAGAGCGAGCCGAACCUGUGAAACAGUCCGACAUGUAUGAAGCUGGCAUUCAGGCGGUGGAAUCAGUUGAACCUGAGCCACAAAGAAACCUAACACAGACAGCUGAGAUUGUGAAACAGACAGAGCAACAUGAGGUAGCAGUUCAGGCAACAGAAGUCACAGAACCAGAUGCAGACAUCCAUUCAGAUCAAAGAGCUGUGAUUGCAAGUAUGCCAGUGCUACAGGAAGUCGGCAUGCAGGCCAUGGAAACAAUAGAACCAGUGGAAAAAGUCAAAUCUACAAAGAGUGCAGUCACGAAGGUCCAGGCAUCAGAGAUAAUAGAGCCGGUGAGACAAAAAGAAAAGAGAGCAGUCAUCAUGAGUAAGCCAGUGCUCUUUGUGAAAAAUGCAGAGGAAGAUGUUCAAGAGAUUGAAGAGGAAAAUGAUCAAGAUGUGUGGCUGGAUGCAGAGGAAGACAUUUUUACUCAAGAGGAAGCACAAAGAUAUGCUCAUGAGGCUGAAGAAUCUGAGGAGCUGCUAACUGAAAGUGAACCUGAGGAAGAAGAGGAGGAAGAAGAAGAAGAAGAGGAAGAAGAAGAAGAAGAUGAAGAAGAUGAUGAUGAACAUGAGUUGGAAAUGGUGUCUAGCCCCGAGACUGAUGAUAACGAAUAUCAACAGGAGACACAAAAAACUGUUGGUGAAAUUGAGAGUGAGGGGGAAGAUUUUGCGGUUGCACUUGAGGACCUGGAGAGCAGCAUCACUUCGGAGGAUCUGGAUUAACAUAAACCUGCUCGUUUGUUUCUGACUGGUUGGACCAUAAAAAAGCAAAAGGAAGACAGCAUCCAAAAGCCUCUAAAGCCUUUUCUUUGGAACUGUAUUAAUCCAGAGACUCUUAAUAUUUACUCAUGAGACCAGUCUUGAUUUUUAAGAUUACAUUAUAAAGUAUUUAGCCUAAAUUUUGGUGGUGGCGUGGCAAGAGAAGUAUGGACUAUGAAAGUGCUAUUCUUCUCAGGGGGGAUGCAAAUAGAUCCAACAUACAAACACCAAUUCACUAAAUUUUACCAGUUUUUGGUUUACUGAUCUUAUUUAACACCUUAUUCACUUUUUGAAUAGAAUGUAUAUGUCAGAGAGAUUAAUAUUUUUAACUGGCUUGUCUUUUAAGCUUUAAAAAGCAUAUAAAUAAAUUCAGGAGCAUCAUUAAUUCAUGUGUGUCACCCCCAACACAGCACAUAUCUUUUUAUAUUUAAGUGUAUGUAGAUAUUUCACAGCUUUCAUUGUGUAUCGUCUAUGUUCAUAAAGUUUUGUUUUUAGCUUUUGUUUAACUAUUUAAUAUAAACACAUGUUCCUAUAGGAUAUAAAAUAACUGGUAAAGCUGAAAGUACUGAGGAUAUAUAAUGUUUUGUGUUGUAUAUAAUGUGUUUUUAAUGCUCACUCAGGCUGACCUGUGCGCAUUUCCAAUCUACAAUCCCAAGUGAAAAAGCUGACACUGAUUUGCAGUAAUUCUUCCAUUUUUUUUUAUUUUAAUUUCACUGCAAACACCUUAAACAACCCAAGAUAUUUCAUGCUUUUAUCAGCCAAAAAUGACAUCAUGUUAAUAUGCAUCUGUUUCUGCUGUUCAGGGCUGUUUGAACUGUACAGUUUUGAAUACUUUUCCACUCUUAUACCACUAAAACGAUGUUUUGGUGAAGUUUGUACCCUUAAAACAAUGAAAUUCCUUAAUUAAUCUAGUAAGAUUAGGCUGUGCAGGGGGAGAGAUAUGCAAAUACCUUGCAAUCUUUUAUUAAUACUGUCCCAUUUCUCCUCCUCAAACACUCAGCCUUUCAUGGGUACUGCUUCUGGACCAAAUCAUGAUUGCCUGUGGACGUCAACUGUAUGAGAUCAUUUCUCUUUUUCUUCUUUAAACCUGAUCCAAGCCCUGAGUUUCCCCAGUCCCAGCUUUUUAAAAAGGAAUUCAGGCCUGAAAUGCAGGGAUGUGUGUAUAUUGAUACUAAAAUAGAACUGAAAAGAUGACAAAAUUGAAAUAUCUUGGGUUGAUAUUGUUUAAUUUUUACACCAUUUGGUACGUAAUAAAAAUUCAACUCUGCAGGACACAACAAAGUUGUCAACAUGUCUUUAGUUUAAAUGACUUCAUCACAGACUGUCAUUAAUAUAAUCUGUGGAGACCUAUUUACAGCGGUUUUAGUUGUGCUGGCUUUCUUCCAGCUGUCUGUGUGCAUAUCAGUGAGAUAAUUGUUGAUAAAAUUAGCCCAGUAACUAAAAUGCAACAGUUCUAGAAAGAUGCCAUGCUACAGAUGUGUUUACAUUUCGUCUUUUUAUUCAACAUAUAAUGAACUUUUAAGACACCUUUCACACCUCAACUAAUGUUUAAAAGCAAAACACAGUCCUGA
This is a messenger RNA of Melanotaenia boesemani (Boeseman's rainbowfish), 7538 nucleotides long. It is a transcript of the gene akap12a, whose product is annotated as A kinase (PRKA) anchor protein 12a. Gene Ontology annotation, biological process: signal transduction; regulation of protein kinase C signaling. NCBI's taxonomy places the organism in Eukaryota, Metazoa, Chordata, Actinopteri, Atheriniformes, Melanotaeniidae. The record is from RefSeq and is a predicted model, not a curated record. The coding region runs from base 1 to 5931 and encodes 1976 amino acids. Gene Ontology annotation, cellular component: cytoplasm. Gene Ontology annotation, molecular function: protein kinase A binding; calmodulin binding. The transcript is spliced from 4 exons.